Molecule: messenger RNA, 1254 nt
Organism: Galeopterus variegatus (Sunda flying lemur)
Lineage: Eukaryota; Metazoa; Chordata; Mammalia; Dermoptera; Cynocephalidae
Gene: CIB2
Product: calcium and integrin binding family member 2
Exons: 6
Coding region: 44-607 (187 amino acids)
Molecular function (GO): calcium ion binding
Source: RefSeq, a predicted model, not a curated record
GGCUCCGGGCUCCGGCGGCUGCUGAUGGGAGGCGGCGGCCACCAUGGGGAACAAGCAGACCAUCUUCACCGAAGAGCAGCUGGACAACUACCAGGACUGCACCUUCUUCAAUAAGAAAGACAUCCUCAAGCUCCAUGCACGGUUCUACGAGCUGGCCCCCAACCUUGUCCCAAUGGACUACAGGAAGAGCCCCAUCGUCCACGUGCCGAUGAGCCUCAUCAUCCAGAUGCCAGAGCUCCGGGAGAAUCCCUUCAAGGAAAGGAUUGUGGAGGCUUUUUCUGAGGAUGGCGAGGGGAACCUCACCUUCAACGACUUUGUGGACAUGUUUUCUGUGCUCUGUGAGUCGGCUCCCCGAGAGCUCAAGGCAAACUAUGCCUUCAAGAUCUAUGACUUCAACACUGACAACUUUAUCUGCAAGAAAGAUCUGGAGCUGACACUGGCCCGGCUCACCAAGUCGGAGCUGGAGGAAGAUGAGGUGGUGCUCGUGUGUGACAAGGUCAUUGAGGAGGCUGACCUGGAUGGCGAUGGCAAGCUGGGCUUCGCCGACUUCGAGGACAUGAUCGCCAAGGCCCCUGACUUCCUCAGCACUUUCCACAUCCGGAUCUGAGGACACUGCCGAGGCUGCAGGGGUCUGGAAGUCCACCAUCCAGCCCUGCUGUCUAUACAAGUGUGACCUCCAAGCUCCCCAGGAAAGGAGUUGUGACCUCUGGGGUUCACAUCCACAAACAUUUCCUGUGGCCCUUUCAGCAAAAAAACCUCAGCCGGGGAAGGCGGGUGUGAGGAGUCGGACCCUUCCCAGAGCUCCCUGUGGUCUGGCCCCAGGACCCUUGGUCCCUCUACAGGCCCUCUCCAACCACCCCCAUACCCCAGUCCUCUCCCAUCCAGAAAUGUCCCCCCUUUGAGGGUAAGGCAGAAAACCUAAGAGGAAGUAGCAGGGUCUGACUUGCUAAGGGUUGGGCAGACGCCCCAGUCACCCAGGGCAGAGUGCAAAAGAGAAAAAGAGAGGUCAGGGUUUUAACAAGCUAUGCAAUCUUUUUCAAAAACCCAAGGCUGGGCUGUGCCCCACCCUCCUGGCUGUUCCCCUCCCCCCCCAAUGUGAAGCUGUGUGAGCAGUGGGUCUGAGGGCUCUGUCCCUGUCUCUGCCUCUGGGUCACAGGCACCACCCUGUCUGCUUCCCCAAUCAUGUGGAACUCACUGGUGUGUGCCAUCCACAGAUUUGUGAACUCCUGGUAGUAAAACACUUCUGUGUCUGCA